AUGCUUCGUCAGGUGUGCCUCCGAAAGGCACCAAAGGUAGAGCUGAUUUCUCCCACACCGUCCGCGCCGAUUCAGAACUUUGACUUGCAACCGAUAGCCGCGUCUCUCCUGUACCGCAGACUGCUGAAGUUAUAUUUGCGCAAAUUCGACACCGAUACGAACACGAUUGUUCGCGCAUGGAAGCAGACCAAGUACGAGUUUUGGGUACACCGCAACGCGUCCAAGGAGGAGGCCGACCUGCUCAACAUCAAGGGCCAGCAAGUGCUGGAGGCGAUUCGCGCCGGUCUCGUGCCUGUGUACCACAACUCGAAAACAAAUCAGAUUUACUACAAGUACGACGCUGACACACUCAAAGCGGUGCACAAUCACAUAGACCCCGUGAGCGCUGAGGAGUUCCUUCGACGCUUCCACGACCGAAUGGAUUCAAGGGAUGUCGAGGAGAUACAGGCCACACUAAAGAAGCUCGGACGCUGGACAGGGCCCGACGAGCUCCGCAAGGAGGACCUCUUCCGCGUCAAAACAAAGCGAAAGGUCAAGUGCACUGACCCAGACGAAUAA
This is a messenger RNA of Leishmania braziliensis MHOM/BR/75/M2904, 558 nucleotides long. RefSeq lists its product as hypothetical. The record is from RefSeq and is a predicted model, not a curated record. The coding region runs from base 1 to 558 and encodes 185 amino acids. The transcript has a single exon. NCBI's taxonomy places the organism in Eukaryota, Euglenozoa, Kinetoplastea, Trypanosomatida, Trypanosomatidae.